AUGUUGACCCAAGAAAGAGAUGAAGAGCUUAUUUUGUUCCUGGAGAUACGUCGUCACGAGAAAGGUCACCAAGGAUCUGAUAACAUUAGUAGUACGACCAGGACGAUGUCGUCUCAACAAUGUACUCGCCGGAGAACUGCCGCUGAUAACUUCUUGUACUCCGAGAACGAGAAGUCCGAUUACGAUUGGCUAGUUACACCACCAGGCUCACCGAGUAAAAGCCUAACAAACCAACUCGAUGCGCCGGAUGUUAACCCGAUGGCUCUUGAAUCACGGUUACUGAACUACCAUGAAGAAGAGAGGGACAACAACAUAGCACCCAAAAGCCAAACUAUUGGGCUCAAACGACCUUCGUCCUCUCAUAGCUCAAGGUCAACGAGUACACCUUCCACACCAACCAGAAGGUCUACAACUCGAGCCACAAGGUCAACAACACCAACCACACGUGUCACCUCAACAACGGCACGUGCCACAUUAACCUCGUCCUCCACUAGUAGCUCAAGAUCAACGAGCAGACCAUCUACACCAACCAGAAGGCCUUCUAGCUCUGGAACCUCACGUGCCACCUCAACAGCUGCACGUGCCACAUUAUCCUCGUCCAUUCGUAGCUCAAGAUCAACUAGUAGACCUACACCAACCGAUAUAGCUUCUAGCUUUGGAACCACGCGUGCUAACUUAACCGCUGCACGUGCCACCACCGGUUCAGCCACCUCUACUCGACCCACGACCCGGCCAAUAUCGGCACCAAAUUCCAAACCGGGAUCGAGGACAAAUACUCCAACUCGCCGUCCAUCAACUCCGACCGGUUCAUCAACUCCAUUGAGGAGUAAACCAACUAAACCGAUGAGUAUACCGGUUCCCUCUCCAAUAUUGAGAUCAAGGCCAUGGGAACCUUACGAGAUGCCUGGUUUCUCUCUAGAAGCACCGUCCAAUCUCAGAACUACGUUACCGGAUAGGCCACAAACCGCUUCAAGUCGCAUAACCAGAGCGUUUGGUACGUCUAGUGGUGGUUCAAGAUCAUCAUCCAUAGAGCGCAGCGUUGCAAAAAGGCAGUCUUGUUCGCCUUCAAGAAACCGAGCUCCGAUUAGAAACGUUAAUGGGAAUGUUCCUUUGUUACGUGGACGACGAGGAAAGACGAGCAACAACGAUGAUGGUGGCUUGAUAAGUCCUGUGGCUAUGGAGAACCAAAAGGUCGAUAAAGUUGUGAAUAUGAGAAAAUUUGCUCCACCGCAGCUGACGGAAAAAGGCGGUAGAGGAGAUAGUGACGGUGGCGUGUCCACCGCUGGAAAGUCGAGCUCAAAUGAUGGUUUUGGGUUUGGGAGAAAUCUAUCUAAAAGCUCCAUCGAUAUGGCCUUGAGACAUAUGGAUGUUAAACGAGGAAGCAUGACGGGCAAUUUCCGACCGAUAGUGACGAAAGUUCCGGCAGCUUCAUUGUACAGUGUGAGACAGUCAGGGAUCAGGAGAAACCGGCCGGUCAGUAGCAGCGGUAGCUCGGAAUCGAGUGUCAACAUUUUGUGCUUAGAUGACGAUAAUCUCAGCGACAUGAGCUACUCUUAG
Arabis nemorensis is the source of this 1557-nucleotide messenger RNA. Lineage: Eukaryota; Viridiplantae; Streptophyta; Magnoliopsida; Brassicales; Brassicaceae. The record is from the annotation of a GenBank genome assembly.